UCGCCGCUCGCUCGUGGACGGAGGCUUUCCUCAGCAGCCCAGGCCGGCUGCUCGGUGCGCGUCGCGGGGCCGCCUCACGCGGAGCUUCGGACCCGGCAACCGCGGAGGCCGCUUGUCGCGUGGCCCCGAGGCGCCCCCGGAGCUCCAGCAGUCGCAGAAAAAUGAUCCUUGGCUAAUUUUGCUUUGGCCUUACUUCAUCCACCCAUAAUGGAAUACAGGACUCAGCUGUUGAAUCCUGAGUGAUAGCAUCCUUUCCUCAAAGAUGGAGAAAAAGCGUAGAAAGAAAUGAGCCUGCUUAUUAGGCUUCAUUGGAAAAGACCAUGAAGGCAAGACUUUUGCUUAUCUUGGACAAAACCUUAAGACUGUCCACUUAAAAAGGUACCCUUUUCUGAAACCAAAAAGCGUGUGCAAGAGAACUGAUCCAUGGGGAAGCAACAUAUGAAUUGAAUCCAUGGAAUUUGGGAGAUGAAACCAUAUUCUUUCAUGACCAUGAGGCUUGCAAACAUCUGGUUCUUUCUGACUGCAGUCUUGCUCUGUGGCAAACAGCACCGGGGAACCAGACUCGGGAAUUCUUCUCACGAAAGCCACCUUUGUCCUGAGUGCUCCCGUCUCACACUGAAAGUGGAAUUCUCUUCAACCGUCGUGGAACACGAAUAUAUUGUAGCUUUCAAUGGCUACUUUUCAGCCCAAGCAAGAAGUAAAUUUAUUUCACGGGCACUGAAGAGCAGUGACAUUGAGAACUGGAGGAUUGUACCCCGUAACAACCCAGCCAGUGACUACCCCAGUGAUUUUGAGGUGAUCCAAAUCAACGAGAAGCAGAAAGAUGGUGUGCAGACACUCGAGGACCAUCCCAAUAUCAAGCGUGUUACCCCCCAAAGAAAAGUCUUUCGCUCACUCAAGUACACAGGGACUGAUCCGGCAUUUCCCUGCAAUGAUACCAGGUGGACACAAAAGUGGCAGUCAUCUCGUCCCCUGAGAAGGGCAAGUUUGUCUCUGGGUUCUGGAUUUUGGCACGCAACGGGCAGGCACUCAAGCAGACGUUUGCUGAGGGCCAUCCCCCGCCAGGUCGCUCAGACACUGCAAGCGGAUGUGCUCUGGCAAAUGGGCUUCACAGGUGCUGGGGUAAGAGUGGCUGUCUUUGACACUGGAUUGAGUGAGAAACAUCCACACUUCAAGAAUGUAAAGGAGAGGACGAACUGGACUAACGAGAGAACCUUGGAUGAUGGCCUGGGUCAUGGUACUUUCGUAGCAGGAGUGAUAGCUAGCAUGAGAGAAUGCCAAGGGUUUGCUCCAGACUCAGAACUGCACAUAUUUAGAGUCUUCACCAACAGCCAGGUCUCAUACACAUCUUGGUUUCUGGAUGCUUUUAAUUAUGCCAUCCUGAAGAAGAUAGAUGUAUUAAACCUAAGUAUUGGAGGCCCAGACUUCAUGGAUCAUCCUUUUGUUGACAAGGUAUGGGAGCUGACAGCCAACAAUGUGAUCAUGGUCUCUGCUAUUGGCAAUGAUGGUCCUUUAUAUGGCACGCUCAACAACCCUGCUGAUCAGAUGGACGUGAUUGGAGUAGGUGGCAUUGACUUUGAAGACAACAUUGCCCGGUUCUCCUCAAGGGGAAUGACCACGUGGGAACUGCCUGGAGGUUAUGGUAGGGUGAAGCCUGACAUAGUUACUUACGGCUCCGGCGUGAGAGGCUCUGGUAUGAAGGGUGGGUGCCGCUCGCUCUCCGGGACCAGCGUGGCCUCCCCUGUCGUGGCUGGUGCUGUCACUCUCUUAGUAAGCACAGUUCAGAAGCGUGAAAUGGUGAAUCCAGCCAGUAUGAAACAGGCUCUGAUUGCAUCCGCACGCCGGCUGCCUGGAGUUAACAUGUUUGAGCAGGGACAUGGCAAGCUGGAUCUCCUUAGAGCUUAUCAGAUUCUCAACAGUUACAAGCCACAGGCCAGCCUGAGUCCCAGCUACAUAGACUUGACGGAAUGCCCUUACAUGUGGCCAUAUUGUUCCCAGCCUAUCUACUAUGGUGGCAUGCCAACAAUUGUGAAUGUUACUAUUCUUAAUGGAAUGGGAGUCACUGGAAGAAUCAUCGACAAGCCUGACUGGCAACCAUACUUACCACAGAAUGGAGAUUACAUUGAAGUGGCUUUCUCCUAUUCUCCCGUUCUCUGGCCUUGGUCUGGUUACUUAGCCAUUUCUAUUUCUGUGGCGAAGAAAGCGGCCUCUUGGGAAGGCAUCGCACAAGGACAUGUCAUGCUCACCAUCUCUUCCCCUGCAGAGAACGAGUCAAAAGCUGGCGCGGAACAAACAUCCACCGUGAAACUCCCAAUAAAAGUGAAAGUUAUCCCGACACCCCCUCGUAGCAAGCGAGUUCUUUGGGAUCAGUAUCACAAUCUCCGCUAUCCGCCAGGGUACUUUCCAAGGGAUAAUUUGAGGAUGAAGAAUGAUCCCUUAGAUUGGAAUGGUGACCACAUCCACACAAACUUCCGGGAUAUGUACCAGCAUCUGAGAAGUAUGGGAUAUUUCGUUGAAGUUCUUGGAUCGCCAUUUACAUGUUUUGAUGCCAGUCAGUACGGGACCUUAUUGAUGGUAGACAGCGAGGAAGAGUAUUUUCCUGAAGAAAUCACUAAGCUGAGGAGGGACGUCGACAAUGGGCUGUCACUGGUAGUAUUCAGUGACUGGUACAACACCUCAGUUAUGAGGAAAGUCAAGUUUUAUGAUGAAAACACCAGGCAGUGGUGGAUGCCGGAUACUGGAGGAGCCAAUAUUCCUGCUCUGAAUGAUCUUCUCUCUGUCUGGGGCAUGGCCUUUAGUGAUGGGCUGUAUGAAGGGGAUUUUACAAUGGCCAGCCAUGAAAUGAACUAUGCCUCAGGGUGCAGUAUUGCAAAGUUUCCAGAAGAUGGCAUUGUGCUUGCACAGACUUUUAAGGAUCAAGGUCUCGAAGUUUUAAAGCAGGAAACAGCGAUAGUUGAAAACGUUCCCAUUUUGGGCCUCUUCCAAGUUCCUUCGGAAGGUGGAGGCCGGAUUGUUUUGUACGGGGACUCCAAUUGUUUGGAUGAUAGUCACAGGCAAAAAGAUUGCUUCUGGCUCCUCGAUUCUCUCCUGCAAUAUACAUCUUAUGGGGUGAUGCCGCCCAGCCUCAGUCAUUCGGAGAACAGGCAGCGACCACCAACGGGCAUGGGCUAUACUCUCCCGGAGCGCAUGGAAGGGAAUCAUCUUCAUCGAUACUCUAAAGUGCUCGAAGCUCACCUGCGUGACCCCAAGCCCCGCUCUCUUCCGGCGUGUCCUCACCUCUCCUGGGCAAAGCCACAGCCUCUGAAUGAAACUGCACCCAGCAACCUUUGGAAACAUCAGAAGCUGCUAUCAAUCGAUCUGGAUAAAGUAGCUUUGCCAAGUUUCCGCCAGAGCCGACCUCAAGUAAGGCCUUUGUCACCUGGAGAAAGCGGAGCAUGGGAUAUUCCAGGAGGAAUCAUGCCGGGACGCUACAAUCAGGAUGUGGGAGGGUCCAUACCGGUCUUUGCUUUCCUUGGCGCCAUGGUGGUGCUGGCGUUCUUUGUGGUACAGAUAAAAUCAAAGAGCAGGCCAAAGAGACGGAAGCCCAGAGUCAAACGGCCACAGGUCGUACAACAGGGCCACCCACCAAAGACGCCGUCCGUUUGACUGCCGUUGCCAAAGAUGACCUCCUCGUACCGGCUGCUUCAUGGAAUUUCGAUCACUGCUAAUGAAGACGGAUCAAAAGUGCUUGGCAUUUGGUGCCUGCCACAGAGUACUUCCUCGUGUUGUCUUUGGUUAUCGACAAGCAGGAAUCCACUGGAUCGUCAUCAAAAGAUAAUUAACUAUUUUUGUCAGUAGCUGAACUCACCAAAAGCUUUGCACACUAUCAGAAAAAGAACGGAUUUAUUGCUCUGUGAAAAGGAAAGGGCCUCUUCUUCUUUUCUUUUAAAUUGACCAAACCUUUUCAUUAGAAGCUAUUUUCUAUAUUUAUUUUAAGAGGGACUGGGAGAAGAUCUCUCCAAGACCCUUACCUCUUGAAUGGCAGAACCAUUUUUCUGAAUGGAAUCCAAUUUUCUAAUGGUAUCUAUUACAAAGAGAGACACAACUCCCGCCUUCCUUCUCUAGGGAUCUGGGAGAAACUGGCACUUUGAGGGAACCAGGAACAAAUCAUGUUGGUGUAAUCCUUCCAUUUAUUUUUAUAAAGCAACUUACCAUGAUGUUUUGUAAUUUUUCAGCAUGAUUUCACCAUUGCUGGUGGAGAAAAGUUUUCAAUAAAUAUGUUAUCUAUAUUGAAGCUGAAACAAA
Messenger RNA from Varanus komodoensis (Komodo dragon), 4284 nucleotides. RefSeq names its product membrane bound transcription factor peptidase, site 1 (gene MBTPS1). Gene Ontology annotation, molecular function: serine-type endopeptidase activity. Bases 466 to 3645 code for a protein of 1059 amino acids. Gene Ontology annotation, cellular component: Golgi apparatus. The record is from RefSeq and is a predicted model, not a curated record. Lineage: Eukaryota; Metazoa; Chordata; Lepidosauria; Squamata; Varanidae. The transcript has 23 exons. Gene Ontology annotation, biological process: proteolysis.